AUGUCAACAGAAACCCAUCUCGAACCGCAAGGCAACGACUUCACUCUAAUAAAAGACAACACCCCAUCCAAGAUCUACGCGCAAUUCGCGUCCCUACGAUCCCAAUGCCCCGUCGCACACACAACCGAGAACGGCGGCUUCUACCUCCUCACCCGCUACGAGGACGUCAAAACCGCAGCAUCAGAUACAGAGACAUUCAUCUCCUCCGUCAAGGCCGUCAUCCCCAGUGAUCCCCGCGGUAUUCGACGGCCACCGCUUAACACCGAUCCGCCGGCGCACACGCCAUACCGAACUGCAUUAGAUCGCACGCUGCGCCCGAAACGGCUGAAACGGCUUGAGCCGGUCUUGAAAGAGCAUGCGGAGCGCGAGUUUGCCAAACUCGUGGCAAGGGGCGGCGGGGAUAUCUGCGGGGAGUUCAGCGCAAUGUUUGCCGCGUGGGUUGAGACCGCGUGGCUGAAUCUGGAAGAUGAGACGGCGCCUCUACUAGCGGGCACUGCGGCGGCUUGGGUGAAUGCGUGGCGACGACAGGAUCCGAAGGAGACCUCUGCGCAGUCGGAGAAGUUGUAUGGCAUUGCGCGGAGGCUGUUCGCUGAUAGACGGGUUCAUCCGAGGGAUCCGGAGCAGGAUCCGGCGAGUUCGUUGUUGUUGGAAAAGGAUGGCUCUGGGAUGGCGUUGGAUGAUGAGCUUUUGAUUGGUGCAUUGCGGCAAUCACUCGUCGUCGGGAUGGUUGCGCCUCCUCUUCUCUUUGGGGCUAUAUGCAACCAUCUCUCAAAGGAUAAGGCCUUACAGGCUGAGUUACGAGGAAAUCCAUCCCUCAUCCCCGCUGCAGUGGAAGAGUUCGUUCGGCUCUACGUACCAUAUCGCGGCUUCUGUCGGACGCCAUCCAGGGAUAUACAGCUCCACGGGCGAACGAUCCCGGCGAAAACACCAAUAACAAUGACAUAUGCGGCGGCCAAUCGGGAUCCUGAGGCCUUUACUGACCCUGAUGAAUUUAUUCUCAAUCGGCCGAAUAUUACCUCCCAUUUAGGCUUUGGGCGGGGAAGGCAUCGAUGUGCUGGGAUGCCGCUGGCACGGAUGGCACUGCAAAUUGGUCUUGCUGUGAUUUUGCGGAAUUCGGCGGACUUUGAAGUAAAUGGACCGCUUGAGUAUGCUGGGAUGCCGGAGAUGGGGAUUACCAGUUGUCCGCUGCGUAUUGUUCCGAGGGAUGAAAUUCCCAGGUGA
Molecule: messenger RNA, 1221 nt
Organism: Aspergillus puulaauensis
Lineage: Eukaryota; Fungi; Ascomycota; Eurotiomycetes; Eurotiales; Aspergillaceae
Exons: 3
Coding region: 1-1221 (406 amino acids)
Molecular function (GO): monooxygenase activity; heme binding; iron ion binding
Source: RefSeq, a predicted model, not a curated record